AGCGCGUAAUAUCGUUGGCACUUGAUACCUGUAUCUCCGAGUUUCGACAAGAAGAAAAUAUGAGUUUAUAAAUUAUAAUUCUUGAUCAAUUCGAAUGUUUUAUUCAUCUGAAGUGAUACGUGAAAGUGAUCGAACUACAUUAAUCAUUUUUCAACGUGCCAAUAAGACAUUUCACACGUAUACUUUAUUUUCUAACCUAUAAUAGUAGACAUAUGUAUCUAUUUGUUUAAUUACAUAGUAUUAGAAAAAGAUGUCAUCUUCCCAAACGACGGAGUUAGCAGAGGAAUUAGUUAAAGACUAUGCGAAUUACGCAAAAGUAGAUUGGAGUAAUCAGAUGAAAAACGUUCACGAUGUCAUAGAGGAUACAUUGAUACGACUAGAGGAAUUCCAAUCGAUUGUUGCAAUGGUGGAGAAUAGCAGUGCUGAAUGCAUGCAGCAACAUCUUCCAAAGUUACAGCAAAUGAAGGAUGGUAUGGCAACUCUUCGCAAUAGGAUAGAUGCACUGGAGCAUGUUGUCGCAAUGGCAAACAUGAAUUUAAGUACAUUGGAAGCUGCUGUUGACAAAGCAGAGACUGAUCUAGGUGUAUCAGAUAGAUUAUUCGGGAUAUUAAAUCCUUUAUCAUUUUUUAAGAAAACUCAAGAACCAGUUGCGUCAAGUACAAUGUCAGUAUAUAAAUCGCCUAUAAUUUAUAAAUCUGAUGACUAUUUUCAAAGAGAAUAA
Molecule: messenger RNA, 721 nt
Organism: Cyphomyrmex costatus
Lineage: Eukaryota; Metazoa; Arthropoda; Insecta; Hymenoptera; Formicidae
Gene: Blos4
Product: biogenesis of lysosome-related organelles complex 1 subunit 4
Exons: 4
Coding region: 251-721 (156 amino acids)
Cellular component (GO): BLOC-1 complex
Source: RefSeq, a predicted model, not a curated record